Messenger RNA from Quercus robur (English oak), 2948 nucleotides. Its product is annotated as zinc finger CCCH domain-containing protein 55-like. Bases 346 to 2418 code for a protein of 690 amino acids. Gene Ontology annotation, molecular function: RNA binding; metal ion binding. Lineage: Eukaryota; Viridiplantae; Streptophyta; Magnoliopsida; Fagales; Fagaceae. The record is from RefSeq and is a predicted model, not a curated record. The transcript is spliced from 9 exons.
ACAGUCUCUCUCUCUCUCUCUCUCUCUCUCUCUCACAUGAAUACAACAAGGGUGUGCUGGUAGACACAAUGACACUUACCCAUUGAAGUAGAUCUGAAAUCUACCACACUCUUCCCCUUACAGAUAGAGAGAGAUUACAGAGAGAAACAGAGAAAGAGAAGCACAUUCACAGAGAGAGAGAGAGUGUGUGUGCGUGUAAGAGUGUUUAGUAUUAGCUUUAGACCAAGCCCGCUUGUUAUAUUUCAAACCCUACUGAUUCUCUUAACCCCACACUCUCUCACUCUUAGGAGUGAAAACCCAAAACCCAGAAGCACACCAAAAAAAAAACUGAAUACCCAGAAGGUCAUGGAUCCACUUGAAGCAACAAACGUAGUGUUCUCAAAGAUCAAAUAUUUAGAGCCAGAAAACGCCUCAAAAAUCAUGGGUUACCUCCUCAUACAAGACCUAGGCGAGAACGACUUGAUACGGUUGGCUUUUGGGCCAGAAGCAUAUCUCCACACGCUCAUUCUCAAAGCCAAAACUCAUUUAGGACUUUCAUCAAACACUUCAUCUACACCUUCAACUCCUUCCUCUCCUUCCCCUCUUAACCCCAUAGCUAGACCAACCAACAUCAACCCAUUUUCACACUCCUCACCUAGACUUCCAAACGGCUUUGACUUUCCCAAAAAUCCAUCUUCUCCUUCCUCAAAUUCCUGGCCGCUUUCUGCUUUGCAAAACAACAAUAACAACCCCAUUAGCCCAAACUCAAGCCCUUUGCUUUCGUACGAUAAUAUUCGCUCCGCCUCGCUUGCUUUGCCUUCAUUCCCACAUCACAAAAACGGUUAUGAAGCUACUGCUGGUACUGUCACUAACACUGAGCUCAUAGACGAGCACCAACUCAACGAGUACCUCUCUUUCCUAAACGAUUCGUCGUCUUCAGAUUUGCUUGAUUUGGGUCAUGGAGUGCACAAUUGGGCACAUUCGGGGAAUAAUGGGGAGACCCAUUUCCACAAAAGGAGUUACUCGGCUAGUGAUGUGUGUUUCGGGUCAGAAGAACCCGGUUUAGGAACUGGGUACAAGCCUUGCCUUUACUUUGCUAGAGGGUUUUGCAAAAAUGGUAGUAAUUGCAAGUUUGUGCAUAGUGGUAGUGGCUUUGCCGAGUCUGUGGAUGGUGGUCCCACCAUUGUGGGUUCACCUAGUAAGUUUGAGGAGUUUGAACUUCAUGAAGAGAUGAUGAGAUUGAAGGCCGCACAGGCACAGCAACAAAGAUUGGCUGCUGCACAACACUUCAUGGCUGGUGGUGGAGUGUCACCUUCACAUUCACACUCAGCUUAUACCAAGUACAUGAAUUUCCUCUUGCAACAACACAAUGACCCCCAGAGAGCGGCGGCAGCUGCAGCAGCAGCCUUUAUGAUGGGGGAAGAUUUUUAUAAGUUUGGCCGGUGCCGACCAGAAAGGAAUGAGUUUUUGGCAAUGGCGUCUGCAGAAAAGGCGAACUCAGCUUCUAGGCAGAUAUACUUGACCUUUCCAGCUGACAGCACUUUUAGAGAUGAAGAUGUUUCGGAGUACUUUAGCAAUUUUGGACCAGUUCAAGAUGUAAGGAUUCCAUACCAGCAGAAGCGAAUGUUUGGAUUUGUUACAUUUGUCUACCCAGAUACUGUGAAGCACAUUUUGGCCAAGGGGAAUCCUCAUUUUAUAUGUGAUUCACGUGUGCUUGUCAAGCCUUACAAGGAGAAAGGAAAAGUUCCGGAUAAGAGGCAACAUCAACAACAGCAACUGGAGAGGGGAGAAUUUGCUCCUUGUUUGAGCCCUUCUGGGCUCGACUCUAGAGAGCCCUAUGACCUCCAUGUUGGAGCUAGAAUGCUCUAUAAUACUCAAGAGAUGUUAUUGAGGAGAAAAUUGGAGGAGCAAGUUGAACUACAGCAGGCCAUUGAACUCCAAGGAAGGAGAAUGAUGAAUCUGCAGCUUCCAGACUUGAAUGAUCGUAUGCCCCAUCACCACCGCAGUCUGUCUGUUGGUUCUCCAGUUCCCUUACCCCCUCAGCCUGAUGCUCACAUCAAUCAAAAUGUCACAAUUCCAUCCGACAGCAGCACUCAAGAAAUUGCAGAAGGCCACAGUGACAAUCCUGCUGCAGCUGCUGAGCAUCUCCUUAAGCAGGAGGUGAAUCCAGCUUGUCUUCACAACAAUAGCAGUGGCAACAGCAAGGAGGAGAGUUUCAAUCCAGAAGAGUUUGAUAACCAGAAAAGUCAUGGGAGCAAUGUAGAUCAGGUCCUUCCUGAUAGCUUUUUGCCUUCUCCUACAAAAUCAGCGGGAGUUCUCUCUGACUUCUCUGCUGCUACGAUGGAGGUUAAUGAGAGCGCUGCAUUCUCAACUACUCAAUCUUCAGAAUACAACUCUUUACUGCCCACCACUUCUGCCAGUGACAAGGCUUUGCAAUAAUUUCUGAAUGUUAAGGUUUUUUAUUGGCUUGAAGCUUUUGCCAUGUAGGUUUUAUAAUAAAGGUCAACAUGGCAGCAGGGAUAGACUUUGCUAGGAGAGGUAGAGAAGCAUAUAGAAGGAAGAAAAUUCUCUAAAUGUAUAGCAGAAUUAUACCUACAACAAAAGAGUAGAUCCAUAGAGAAGAUCUCAACCAGGUCAUCACCAUCAGCAGCAAUACAUACUACUAACAGCAAAUACAUAUUCCAUACAUAAAGACAGAUGAAUUGAUUUGAGAGUAGAGUAGGAUGUUUUCUCUUUUCUACUUUUGUACCUUCUCUGUAGGUGUGUUUCUGGACCACACAGACUAGAGCAGAACAAAGGAUUGUAACUUGUCUUUACAAUGCCAUCUACACCUUUCUUUUUAGUAGAAUUGGAUUUUGUGCUAAGAGAAUCAGACCUAUAUGUACAAGCUAAACGUUUAGCACACAAAAGAAGUUUAGAGGAGCCUAAACAAAGUGUUUAUUAAAUGGACAUUGAAGCUGGUUUUUUUU